CCCACAUGCUCAUAGUGGAGAAUGAGACACCGGAUAGCUGCAUUGAGUUUAGUAGUUGCCAGAUCUCGGUUAGCACAGGAUGGCUGGAAACGCGUGGAGGUCAACGGUGUCCCGUGUGAUGGGAGCUAUGAAGAGUCAGACCCCGCAGCCCCGGACCUUCUCCAGAGGGAUGCAAACAGUAACGUUAAUUCCUGGAGAUGGAAUCGGACCCGAGAUCUCCACUGCAGUAAUGAAGAUAUUUGAGGCAGCUAAGGCCCCGAUUCAGUGGGAGGAGAAAAAUGUCACUGCCAUCCAGGGGCCAGGAGGCAAAUGGAUGAUUCCUCCUGAAGCCAAAGAGUCGAUGGACAAAAACAAAAUGGGAUUAAAAGGGCCCCUGAAAACACCCAUUGCUGCCGGUCACCCGUCCAUGAACCUGCUGCUGAGGAAGACCUUUGACCUGUAUGCCAACGUGCGUCCUUGCGUGUCCAUUGAAGGCUAUAAGACGCCCUACACUGAUGUCGAUCUGGUCACCAUUCGGGAAAACACAGAAGGAGAAUACAGCGGGAUUGAACACCUGAUUGUGGAUGGUGUUGUGCAAAGUAUUAAGCUGAUCACAGAAGACGCCAGCAGACGCAUCGCUGAGUACGCCUUCGAAUACGCCAGGAAUAACCAAAGAAACAGCGUCACAGCGGUUCACAAAGCCAACAUCAUGAGAAUGUCCGAUGGUCUGUUCUUGCGGAAGUGCAGAGAGGUGGCUGAGAAUUUCAAGGAUAUAAAAUUCACAGAGAUGUACCUGGAUACAGUCUGUCUUAAUAUGGUGCAAGAUCCCUCUCAGUUUGAUGUGCUGGUCAUGCCUAACCUUUAUGGUGACAUCUUGAGUGAUUUAUGUGCCGGGCUGAUUGGCGGUCUUGGAGUCACACCUAGUGGAAACAUCGGAGCCAAUGGAGUUGCUAUAUUUGAAUCCGUACACGGAACCGCCCCUGAUAUUGCAGGCAAAGAUUUGGCCAACCCCACCGCCCUGUUGCUGAGCGCCGUCAUGAUGCUGCGCCACAUGGGACUGCACAGUCACGCUCAAAAGAUCGAGACCUCCUGUUUCGACACUAUACGAGACAAGAAAGUCCUGACUAAAGAUCUUGGUGGAAACUCGAAGUGCUCAGAGUUCACGGGGGAUAUUUGCAGAAGGGUGCUGGACAUGGACUGAUAAUGUGGCUUUGUCGAAUAUUAAUACCAACUGUGUUUGGAUCUAAUCCAUAAAGGACAGACACUCAAAAAAAGUUAAUCUUCGUAUCAUUCUCAUAUCAGCGCACAAUUCUACUAUCUCCUAAGUGUCUAUGUAUUUUCUUCAAAACCACAAAGCACUGUCUUAAACUUGUCAUUCGGUGACCGUAUUUGUGAGCUGUUUUAAUCUGUCAAAAAAGGAAUUGCGUAAUCUAUACUCUAUUUAUUGACUGGAUAUUUUCUGGGUUGAUGUAUGUAAUUUGCCACCCUGUCGUGUGGUUUCUGACAGAGUAAUCUUGUGCAAAUGAGAAUAACAAAUACAUAAUGCUAACCGUUA
This is a messenger RNA of Triplophysa dalaica, 1534 nucleotides long. RefSeq names its product isocitrate dehydrogenase (NAD(+)) 3 catalytic subunit alpha (gene idh3a). The transcript is spliced from 11 exons. Gene Ontology annotation, cellular component: mitochondrion. Gene Ontology annotation, molecular function: magnesium ion binding; NAD binding; isocitrate dehydrogenase (NAD+) activity. Gene Ontology annotation, biological process: isocitrate metabolic process; tricarboxylic acid cycle. NCBI's taxonomy places the organism in Eukaryota, Metazoa, Chordata, Actinopteri, Cypriniformes, Nemacheilidae. The coding region runs from base 80 to 1180 and encodes 366 amino acids. The record is from RefSeq and is a predicted model, not a curated record.